Messenger RNA from Linum tenue, 1068 nucleotides. The record is from the annotation of a GenBank genome assembly. NCBI's taxonomy places the organism in Eukaryota, Viridiplantae, Streptophyta, Magnoliopsida, Malpighiales, Linaceae.
AUGGCUCCCAUCAACUUUCAACUGCAUCCUGCAGUCACCUUCAACAACAAGGGGUUUCACAAUCCUGCGCGCUAUGAGCGCUACCUCAAUCAUUUUCGCAACCGUCCUCUCUAUCCAUCAUUCACUAUUCAUCCUUCUUCCUUCCAGAGGUAUGGCCUAGACAUCUCUGGGCUUAUUACCAAUCUUGGGUGGGAUUCUCUAUUUGAGAAUCGGAGGUUCAGUCAGUGUCCCGAGGCCGUGAGGAUGUUUUAUGCCAGUCUGAAGAGAGGCCCUGGCCCAAGUCCUGCCUCCUUCACUACUGUCGUGUAUCACCAUGAGAUACUGGUCACACCCUCAUUGCUGGCUGAAAUCCUAGGACUUCCCUGUGAGGGAUCCUCUGCUGCCACCAAUGAUGAUCUUGCUGAGAUUCGUUUUGAUUAUGGGUCCGCCUUAGAAUCUCUUACUCACAACAUUGGCCGCCGUUUCUCCAACAUGCUCUCAGCUGGCCGACUCGCAGAUCUGUUUAAAGUGAUGCACUUCUUCAUUACUCGUGUUCUGCUUUCUCGCAGUGUGUCGAGUUCUGAGUUAGCUCAUCCCUCGGAUGUCUGGAUCAUGGCCAAUGCACGUGAUCGGAUUCCUCUCAAUUUCUCCUCACUCAUGUUUGCUCACAUGAUUAAGUUUGGAGAUGAGAACUACUCUGGUCCACUUCCCUUUGGUCCUCAGAUUACUCGCUUCCUCUACAAUCUUGGCAUUGAUCUUUCUGACAAGAUCGUUGUUUGUGAUAUCCGUGAGGAUUUGCGUGCACAGCAUGUUCUAGUUCGUGUCGAUGCUUCUGUUGGCAGGAGAAAGCCUGUCAUUCGCUUAGGGGGAGAGCAUACUGCUGUCUCUGCCAAUCAGCUGGUCUAUGCACUACUAGAUGCUGCAUCAGUAGCCUUGGAUCAGAAAAUUCUAUCCUUCAAAAGUGAGGAGCUCCUGAGUCUAGAAUACUGCAAGGCACAAAUUGAAUUAGCUAAGAAAGCUGAACCAAGCAGCUCACAUGAUGAAGAUGGAGUGUCCGAUUAUGAGUCCCCUCCAGAGUAUGAGUUUUAG